Molecule: messenger RNA, 1130 nt
Organism: Drosophila ficusphila
Lineage: Eukaryota; Metazoa; Arthropoda; Insecta; Diptera; Drosophilidae
Product: cell wall protein DAN4
Exons: 5
Coding region: 45-1067 (340 amino acids)
Cellular component (GO): extracellular region
Molecular function (GO): chitin binding
Source: RefSeq, a predicted model, not a curated record
CGUCCCCAGUAUUUUAGAAUGAAACUCGGCCGAAGACAAAAAAGAUGUUGUUCAAGACGCUUCUUUCACUGCUCUUGGUUCAAUAUGCGGCGUCCACGUGCAACGUGUGCCAAAGUGCCAGCAAAGUGGCUUGUCACAAUGAAACCACAUUUUCCGUUUGCUAUGACGGAGAGCCAUCGUAUGAUUUGCUGUCUUGUCCAGCGGAUUAUUAUUGCACCGAUGGAUUUUACACUUGUUAUCUGAAUGCUGACCCGGUUUGCAAGCCGGAAGAGGAUACCACAACCACUGAAACACCAAACACCACCACCGAAAGACCAUUAACAACCACUGAAACACUAACUACACGCAUUGUGAUACCAACCACUGAAGAACCAACAACAACCACUGAAGAACCAACAACAACCACUGUAAAACCAACAACAACCACUGAAAAACCAACCACAACUACUGAAACAUCUACUUCCACUACCGAAACAUCUACUUCCACUACUGAGACAUCUACUUCCACUACUGAAACAUCUACUUCCACCACGGAAGUACCCACUACGACCACGGACACCACAACAGCAGCACCUUGGAAUCCGAAUGACCUCUGCGACCAAGCAACUAAAAACACAUUUUUCGAAAACGAAGACGACCCCACUUGCACUACUUUUAUAACCUGCACAGUCAGUGCCAACGGAACGCAUUCUACUAAAGUCACUUCAUGCAAGACGAAUCAGUACUACGACCCAAGUUUGAAAGUUUGCACAUCUACGAAACCGGAUGGAUGCGUAGAGGAAUCCACAACCACUGUGGCCACCACAACUACUGUGACCACCACAACCACUGUGGCCACCACUAGCACCACCACCACCGCAGAGCCCUGGAGCGCCGAGGCAACCUGCUCGACUGUCUCAAAAACCACUUUGUUCGCUAAUGAAGAUGAUCCGACCUGCUCCACCUUUCUGUAUUGUUAUGUUGCCAGUGGAUCAGCUACGGCUUUAAUUAAGUCCUGCAAAACAGACCAAUAUUUUGAUGCCACCUCAAAGGCUUGCAGCAGUACCAAGCCUGAUAAUUGCACAUAAAAUUCAAAUUAUUGAGAGCAAAAAUGAUUGUAAACGACAAUAAAAACAUUUGUUACAAUGAGA